AUGAUCGACGUCUCAGUGCCGCCAUCACCAGCUGCAUCUCGACUUUCCAGAACACCCUCUGGGAUGCAAUCACAAAGGCCUACAUUGUGGGAUGGUGCCAUGAGUGCUCUGGCAGUUAUAGACAGGCGAGGUUUGCAAACACUCAGCGGAAGGCUUGCCAAAGGUACAAAUACCCAGCUUCGACGCACAUCGGCAGCAUUUUCGCGAGAGGUAGAUGCGAUGCGACGAAAGCGUCAAUGCUCUUUAGAAUGGGAAUUUUUGGCAACGGUGCUUGAUAGGUUUCUUCUGCUGCUAUUCAUCGCAGCCGUUGUUUUGAUCACAAUGGGGAUGGUGGUGGUCGGGAAAAUGGCUCAGUUUAGUUACGACAAUCCUGAUGCUACAUUCUUUUGA
Cylicostephanus goldi is the source of this 390-nucleotide messenger RNA. Lineage: Eukaryota; Metazoa; Nematoda; Chromadorea; Rhabditida; Strongylidae. The record is from the annotation of a GenBank genome assembly.